UUAGAGUGGCACAGCAUGUGUUUGUUGCCCGGUCACCUGCUCAAUGUGAAAGAGAGAGACAGACAGAGACAUGUCCACAUCAGGACGGUGUGUGUUUAAGCACCUACUGCACUAUUCUUUAAGUCCUGGACUGUUCAAAUCGGAUGUUGUGAGGCCAUGCGCUACACGAUCUUUGUCUCUCACGUCACACCUCUGCGCCAAAUCUCGUGACGCUCCAGGCAGCGGUGAUGGCGAGGAGAGCGUCUCUCAGCCCAUCAAGUUCUCUACGAGUAAAGCCAGCCACCGGACAUGGAAGGUGGAGCGCUCGAUGGGCAGCAGGUUUCAGCGGCCGUGGUGGCAGGUCCUGCCCCUCAGCGUCCUCACUGUCGGCUUCCUGCUCUGGUGCGUCUUCCGGCAGGAGUCUGACAUCGACCGCACUCUGGAGAAACAGCUGUAUGAACAUUUACCCGGGUUACUGAGCACGGACGAGGAGGAGGCCGAGGAACUCGAGAAAGAACCUGAUGGUGGUUCGAAGUGAACACGAGUUAAUAUUAUGUGGACGUUUAUUUUAUACAUGUUAUGAUUGUAUUGUCAUUGCUUUAGCAUCUCGGUCAUGAGAUUGUGGAACCUGUCUUACACCAAUACACCAUUUUUUAUAUUGGCUGAAUGUUGCAACUCCCAGUGUAACACGGUGCAAGCUACAUGUCUUCAUCACACACUCACCAAAAACUGCCAUGCUGUUCAGUAUGUGGUUUCUGACACUGUAUGAAUUUAUAGAAAUAAACAAAUGGACCUUACAGAGCAAAAAGAAACGUCAA
Clarias gariepinus (North African catfish) is the source of this 797-nucleotide messenger RNA. RefSeq names its product protein CCSMST1 (gene uqcc4). The record is from RefSeq and is a predicted model, not a curated record. Bases 71 to 517 code for a protein of 148 amino acids. The transcript has 2 exons. NCBI's taxonomy places the organism in Eukaryota, Metazoa, Chordata, Actinopteri, Siluriformes, Clariidae.